Messenger RNA from Aspergillus oryzae RIB40, 1545 nucleotides. Its product is annotated as putative amino acid permease. Gene Ontology annotation, biological process: amino acid transmembrane transport. The record is from RefSeq and is a predicted model, not a curated record. The coding region runs from base 1 to 1545 and encodes 514 amino acids. The transcript is spliced from 3 exons. Gene Ontology annotation, molecular function: amino acid transmembrane transporter activity. Gene Ontology annotation, cellular component: membrane. NCBI's taxonomy places the organism in Eukaryota, Fungi, Ascomycota, Eurotiomycetes, Eurotiales, Aspergillaceae.
AUGUCAUCCGAGCAUCACAACACCGCAGCCCCCGGCUUAUUAUCAACCACCGACAAUGACAGCGAAGCUCACAGCUGCUCACAUAGUCGUAGUGAAACACAAAGCCUCUUCAAUUCCUACGGAGCCGUAAAGCCAAACCAGGUAACGCUGAUCGUUCUCAUUUCAUAUACGAUCGUUGGCAUCUUGGUUUACCAUGUCCUAUGCGCCCUAGCAGAGGUGGCCUCUCCAGGGCCAUCGACGGUUGCUGAUCAUGCUGCGAAGUUUUGUGACCCAUCUCUUGGUUUCACAAUAGAGUGGAUAUACUGGCUGAAGCUUUUGGUGGUCACACCUAACCAAUUGACAGCGGCAGCUCUGGUAGUGUCAUAUUGGCUGGAUGCCGACAUUGUCAAUCCUGGCAUAUGGAUAACUGUCUUCAUGUUAAUCAUACUUGGUGUGAACUAUUGGGGCAGUCGAUUUAUGAGCCAAUAUGAGUUCAUUCUAUCUUCUUUCAAAAUCACGGUGGUGCUUGCGCUUAUGGUCUUUUCCCUGGUUCUAGCGCUAGGAGGCGGCCCAGAUCACGACAGGAUAGGAUUUCGAUACUGGGAAACUCCACGUGCCUUUGCCGGCGACCAUACAGCUACUGGAAUACUUCGCGCUAUAUGUCGGACGAUGCCUUCCGCCACCUUUGCAUAUCUAGGAAGUGAAUUGAUUGGCAUCAAUAUCCUGCGUACAAGGAAUACGCGAAAGACUGCGCUGCACGCAACCAAGCUAACGUUUUACCGCAUACUGGUUAUCAACAUCGUUACCGUUACCUUCAUUGGUAUGUUGGUUCCAUUUGAUGCCAAGGAGCUGGAAUUUGCUAGGGUAAAAACAAGCUCGAGACUAUAUGCGAGAGCUACUUUCCCUGGAGACAAACAGCCUACCGCUUCCUCAGCUGCCGCUUUUGUGGUGGCGGUUCAGAUAGCCCACAUAGCUGUGAUGCCGCAUAUCCUCAAUGCGUGCUUCCUUUUGUUCAUACUAUCCGCAGCAAACCAUUCCCUCUAUAUGGCAACACGAACUCUCUACGGCUUAUCCCUUUCACGAAACGCUUUUGCCUUCCUGUCUCAUCUUGACCGUAGGGGAACUCCGAUCUAUACUCUCUUCGUUUGCUCAGCGGUCGCCUCGCUGGCUUACUUGAAUAUCCAGGAAGAUUCAAAAUGUCUCUUUAACCACUUCGUGAACUUGAUUACCAUGUUCAGCAUUCUCACCUGGAUCUCGAUUCUUGUGGUCCACCUUACCUUCGCGAGGUUCCCAAAGGCAAAAGCUGAGGCUAACCCGCUCACCUUCAGGGCUCCAUUUGGGGUCGCUGGAUCAUGGGCAGCACUAGCGUUCUGUGUUUUUAUCACGGCAAUGAGGGGUUUUGACACGGUGGACUCUGAUGGCGGUCCUAACAAGGUUGAUUAUAAGGCUAUCAUCACAUCAUACGUUGGGAUCCCGCUGUAUUUGUUGCUGUUCAUUGGUCAUAAACUUUAUAUCAAAAACAGAAAAUGUCAGUUGGAUAUAGAACCAAUUGAAAUGGUAUCAUAG